Messenger RNA from Ascoidea rubescens DSM 1968, 1377 nucleotides. RefSeq names its product PLP-dependent transferase. The transcript has a single exon. Gene Ontology annotation, cellular component: cytosol. Gene Ontology annotation, molecular function: pyridoxal phosphate binding; transaminase activity. The coding region runs from base 1 to 1377 and encodes 458 amino acids. The record is from RefSeq and is a predicted model, not a curated record. Lineage: Eukaryota; Fungi; Ascomycota; Saccharomycetes; Ascoideales; Ascoideaceae.
AUGGCUCAAAAAUCUUAUCUUUUCCAAUCAGUCAUUGCUGAAAACCAACCUUUCGUUCUUGGUGGUAGGGGUAUUUACUUGACUGUUGAAGACCCUGUUACCCACGAAGUCAGAGAAAUUAUCGAUGGUAACACUUCGGCUUCUGUUGGUUCUUUAGGUCAUGGCGACCCAGACAUCGUCCAAGCGAUGAAAGAUGCUGCUGAAGAAUGUGCCUACUCUUUCCCUCUAACAACUGAAAACCACAACGCUGAAGAUCUAGCUCAAUUUAUCGUCACUCAUUCUCCAAAGGAUACCUUUGCUGCCGCUGUCUUUGUUGGUUCUGGUUCCGAAGCCAACGAGAAUAUGCUAAGACUUGUAUACCAAUACCACAUCGAAAAUGGUCAACCACAAAGAUCCAGAUUUAUCUCAAGAAACCAAAGUUACCACGGUUUUACAAUCGGCUCAAUCUCAAUUGCUGACUCAAACAGAUUUUACAACUAUAAACCAGUUAGCCUUCCAGCAGAACAAUGUCUAAAAGUCUCCGAAUGCUACGAAUACCAAAAGAGAAAACCUGAUGAAUCCCUUGAACAAUAUAAAGACAGACUAGUCAAAGAAGUCGAAGACACUUUUAUAUCUGCUGGUCCCGACACAAUUGGCGCCUUUAUCUGUGAAACUGUCUCUGGCUCAAGUUUAGGCUGUGCAACUCCUGUUCCAGGCUAUUUAGAAGGUAUUAGAGACAUCUGCCACAAAUAUGGCGCUUUAUUCGUUUUGGAUGAAGUUAUGUGUGGUAUGGGCAGAGCAGGUACCUACCAUGCUUGGGAACAAUUCUUGCCUCUAAACAAAGGUCCUGACAUUCAAACUAUUGGCAAGACUUUAGGGUCAGGUUAUGUCACAAUUGCUGGCGUUUUGGUUUCUCCAGCUGUCAGAGACGUUUUUGUCAACGGUUCUGGUGUAAUGCCAUCUGCUCACACUUAUCAAUCUCAUUCAUUCAACUGUAAAGUCACUUUGGCUGUGCAAAAGAAAAUCUUUGAAAACAACUUGAUCGAAAACUCCAAAAAAAUGGGCGACUACCUCAACGCUUCCUUAAAGGAAAAAUUAAAGGACUCAAAAAUAAUUGGCGAUAUCAGAGGGGUUGGCACUUUCCAAGGUGUUGAAUUGAUCAAAGACAAGGCCACAAAAGAACCAUUUGAUCCAAAAUUAAACUUAGGACACAGAUUAGCUGACAUUUGCUACAAAGAUGGUAUGCAAAUCCUAGGUUUAGAUGGUACUGUCGAUGGCAAAAAGGGAGACCAUAUGAUGUUUUCUCCAGCAUAUACUGUAACCAAAGAAGAAAUUGACAAAAUUGUUUCUGUUUUUGUUCAAGCCUGUGAUGAAUUGGAAAAAGAACUUGGGUUAUAA